This is a messenger RNA of Morchella sextelata, 1212 nucleotides long. RefSeq lists its product as uncharacterized. The record is from RefSeq and is a predicted model, not a curated record. Lineage: Eukaryota; Fungi; Ascomycota; Pezizomycetes; Pezizales; Morchellaceae. Bases 1 to 1212 code for a protein of 403 amino acids. The transcript has a single exon.
AUGGCGACCCCAGUCUUCAUUAAAGAAGGAGAGGAGGAGGAGGGGAGGGAGGAGGAAGAGGUGAAAGUCUUCGUCAAAGAAGAAGAAUCCUUCUCCGCCGAAGAAGAAGGAGAAGAAGCCCCCAUCAAAGAAGAAUCGGGUGACGACGAAGAACCCCUCCCUUCGCGUCGCAGCUCCAGACCCCCUCUCGGACCAUGCGUCGACCAAGCUAGUAUAUGGAUCCCUCAGAUGGACCUCCUCGGCUACCGGUCCACCUACCUCCCGCCCGUCAAUACUCGCACCCCAACGCCUGAAGCUGCGGGGGAGGACGAAGAAGAAUGGGUGCCGUUGCUGGACAGGGAGGGGUAUCCGCCUACUUUCAUCCCGCCCAUAGAGUCAGAUGAGGAAGAUGAAUCCGUGAUCAAGAAGGAGAAAGAGGAAGAGGAAGUCUUUUUCAAGAAGGAGGAGGACGAGGAGGACGAUGAUACCGAAUGGGUGCCACAGCUUGACAGGGAGCGAUAUUCACCGACCUUCUCCCCACCCGCGGAGCUCGAAGAGGAUGAAGUCGUUCUCAAGGAGAAGGAACUUGACAGCUCGCCAGUGCGUCUCUACACACCCACCCCCGCCGCUGCCUCACCCCUCACAGCUGAGCAGCCUUACAUCAGCUCCAGCAGCCCCUACAGGCCUCCCUCGCCGUUCGGAGACCCCUUUAUGUCCCCCCUGACGGGAGCAGCUGGCGCUGCGAGACUGUCGGCUGAGUUGGAGGCGUUGGGAGGCCGUGGCAAUGCCAGGGCGGGUUCUCAGAGAGUGCAUGGUCGUUCAGCCGAGAAGGGUGCUAUAGCAAGAGCAAGAAUUAGUGCCAGUCACAGACGCAGAGCCUUCCUGGCUGAGCCCCCUAACAGCCAUCGUGGAGCCACGACACCUGAGCACCAUCCCGACGAUAGCGAUGCUCGGAUUGAGCCCCCUAGUCCCCCGCGUAGAAUUAUGGUGCUUUCGCUUCGCCCUAACUUUGGAGCUCCGUCUGCUCCUGCUAGAAGCACGCCGUACAGUCCGCCUGGAUCCGUCAAGUCUGAGUACCCGAGUAGCCCGCCGAUUCUGCUGCUGUUUGAAGGUAGUCCUGAACCGGUACCACAGCUACCACCUCUUUCGGGGCGGGUGGGGAGUAAGAGGUCUGGCAGUGGGGAUGCGAGCGGAAGUGGGGGUGGGAUAAGGAAGAAGGGGAGGUGGGGGUAG